CGCGCAGGAUCUACCCGGAGGGUCUUCCGGCGCACGUGGGCCGGUCCCAGCAUGCUGCGCCGCGAGGCCCGUCUCCGCCGGGAGUACCUGUACCGCAAGGCCCGGGAGGACGCGCAGCGCACGGCCCAGGAGAAGAAGGAGAAGGUUAAGCGCGCCCUGGAAGAGAACCGCCUGAUUCCCACCGAGUUACGACAGGAGGCUCUGGCCUUGCAGGGGUCCCUGGAAUUUGAUGAUGCCGGCAGUGAAGGUGUCACCAGCCACGUUGAUGACGAGUAUCGGUGGGCUGGGGUGGAGGACCCCAAGGUCAUGAUCACCACUUCCCGAGACCCCAGCUCCCGCCUCAAAAUGUUUGCAAAGGAGAUGAAGCUGGUGUUCCCGGGCGCUCAGCGAAUGAACCGUGGCCGGCAUGAGGUGGGGGCGCUGGUACGAGCUUGCAAGGCCAAUGGCGUCACUGACCUGCUGAUUGUCCAUGAGCACAGAGGCACUCCUGUGGGACUCAUUGUCAGCCACCUGCCCUUUGGCCCCACGGCUUACUUCACGCUGUGCAAUGUCGUUAUGCGUCAUGACAUCCCCGACCUGGGCACCGUGUCAGAGGCAAAACCUCACCUCAUCAUGCAUGGCUUCUCCUCCCGCCUGGGCAAGCGGGUAAGUUGGGACCUUGGGGUGAGAGCUAGGACUGGGGUAGGGGGCAAUAGACUGGGCGUUCACCAUUUCCCUUCCCUCUCCCAGGUGUCCGACAUACUCCGUUACCUGUUCCCAGUGCCCAAAGAUGACAGCCACCGGGUCAUCACCUUUGCAAACCAGGACGACUACAUCUCCUUCCGGCACCAUGUGUAUAAGAAGACCAGCCACCACAACGUGGAGCUGACUGAGGUCGGGCCUCGCUUUGAACUGAAAUUAUACAUGAUCCGCCUGGGCACGCUGGAACAAGAGGCCACAGCAGACGUGGAGUGGCGCUGGCACCCAUACACCAACACUGCACGCAAGAGGGUCUUUCUAAGUUCCGAGUGAGCCUGCUUGCAUCAGGAUGUGGGCCUGGACCCAGGUGGGGAGGGGCCAGAAUAAAACGUGUUUGUCACACCGCUGUCUGCCUCCUCUCUGGUCACAUUCCU
Talpa occidentalis (Iberian mole) is the source of this 1112-nucleotide messenger RNA. RefSeq names its product IMP U3 small nucleolar ribonucleoprotein 4 (gene IMP4). The record is from RefSeq and is a predicted model, not a curated record. Gene Ontology annotation, biological process: rRNA processing. Gene Ontology annotation, cellular component: small-subunit processome; Mpp10 complex; nucleolus. Gene Ontology annotation, molecular function: rRNA primary transcript binding; snoRNA binding. NCBI's taxonomy places the organism in Eukaryota, Metazoa, Chordata, Mammalia, Eulipotyphla, Talpidae. The coding region runs from base 52 to 1011 and encodes 319 amino acids. The transcript has 8 exons.